GAGGUGGGAAAAUUCAUGUUUGUGAAAGAAGCGAAAAGAUGAUUUUUAGAUCCAGUUUGUGAGUUUGUGAGUUUCCGGCUCGUUCGAGUACAAACACACGUUCCUCAGCUCUUCACCCGUCAGUCCCACCCGUCUGUGCACCAUGAAGAUCGCAGUGGAAGGCUGUUGCCACGGGGAACUGGACAAGAUCUACGAGACCAUCGCCUUCCUGGAGAAGAAGGAAGGCGUGAAGGUGGACCUGCUGCUCUGCUGCGGCGACUUCCAGGCCGUGAGGAACGAGGGAGACAUGAAGUGCAUGGCGGUGCCGGCCAAGUACCGGACCAUGCAAACCUUCUACAAAUACUACUCUGGAGAGAAGAAGGCUCCGGUUCUCACCAUCUUCAUCGGAGGGAACCACGAGGCGUCCAACCACAUGCAGGAGCUUUCCUACGGCGGCUGGGUGGCACCGAACAUUUACUAUCUGGGUUACGCCGGUGUGAUUCGCUACAAAGGGAUUCGAAUCGGUGGCUUAUCUGGAAUCUUCAAAUCACACGACUACAGAAAAGGUCAUCAUGAGUUCCCUCCGUACAACCCUGACACUCUACGCAGUGUGUAUCACAUCCGAAACAUCGAGGUGUUCCGAUUAAAACAGAUCCAGAUGCCCAUGGACAUCUUCAUGAGCCACGACUGGCCCCGAGGAAUCUACUACUACGGCAGCGUGGGCGAGCUGCUGCGCAAGAAGAAGUUUCUGCGACAGGAGGUGGAGUCGAACACGCUGGGAAGUCCUGCAGCCGAGGAGCUCAUGUCUCACCUCCAGCCCAACUACUGGUUCUCUGCUCAUCUCCACGUGAAGUUUGCAGCCGUGAUGCAGCAUCCGCCCAAAGGUAAAGCUGCUCCACGUGUAACCAAGUUCCUGUCUCUGGAUAAAUGUUUGCCCCACAGGGAGUUCCUACAGAUCGUGGAUGUUCAGGAGAGACCGGGUUCCUCCGAGGGUCUCGAGUAUGAUCCAGAGUGGCUCGCUAUCUUGAAAUCCACCAACAGCCUUCAGAGGACCACCCGACACAACUGGAACCCCCCUGAGAACAAUGGCCUUCACGAACGGUGGGACUUCAAAGCUUCAGAAGCAGCCAUGAUGAAGGUGAUGGAGGACCUCAGCGGUGACCUCUCCAUUCCAGACAACUUCAGCCGGACGGUGCCGGCCUACGACCCCAGCCGGCCCCAGCACCACGCCCCCCCCAGCUACAGCACCAACCCCCAGACCACGGAGCUCUGUGCCACGCUGGGUCUCACGGACCUGUACGCCCAGGACGGCCUGGUGGGGGAGGUGGGCAAGUUCCAGGGCAGCACCGGGGGGGAGGAGGAGGAUGAAGACGGGAACAGCGUGGGGAGCGCCGACGAGCCGAGCGAGUAUCCAACCGACACCUCGGGGCUGUCCAGCUCCUGUAACCCUGAUGAGAUCACCAUAGAGGACGAAUGGGAGGAAGAGGAGGAGGAGGAAGAGGAGGAGAAGAACGGGUCAAAGGCGGGAGCAAAGGGAGACCAGCUCCCGGACCCCCACACCCCCGCCCGCAUGGUUCUGCCAGAGCCAAAAUCCAAAGGUUCACCCGAUAACCUGUCCGACCUAAUGAAGCUGCCCCCCCCUUCCCACUCGACCCCGGCCGCCGCUCGCUCUCACUCCGGAUCAGAGAGCGAGGGAGCGGGGGGGGGAGGGGACGACUCCGCCGCUCGAAUCUUAAAACGUACGAGUGACGAAGGCGUGAAUCCUGGCAGCAGAGGCUCCACCCCCAUGAUCAAACGCAGGAACCAGGUGAUCUACGCCGCCGUGGAGGACGAGGAGUGUGAGGAUGAGUGAGUCAGGGUGAGGCUCCUCCCACAACACAUCAGUGAGUCAGGGUGAGGCUCCUCCCACAACACAUCAGUGAGUCAGAGUGAGAUGAGGCCGAAGGUGAGGCUCCUCCCACAACACAUCAGUGAUACGAGGCCGAAGGUGAGGCUCCUCCCACAACACACCUGUCCCACAACGAACAAUUCUCCCUUAGUUUGUAUUGAUUUGUAAAACGUGACGUGUAUUUACUGCUUGUUUUUUAUACAGCUUCCAAUAUGAACUAUACAAAGUAGAGUUAUGGAAUUACAAUAAUCAAAAAUUGGGCAACAAGUUUCCUCAGCGACCACAAAACAGCUGCUAAUAAGUGUUUUCUACAGAUUCUUUUUAAAAGAGUAAGCUUCUUUUUGUUUAACCACAAACAGCCGCUAUAUCGCUCAGUAUCAAAUCCUUUACGUAAUGUCGUCAGAUACUUUGAACAAUUUGAAUUUGUCGGUGGCAAACGUUAGAAUUCCCUGGUUUUAUUAAUUUGCAUCAGCUGUUCUGUGGUUGUCAGGCGUCACAUUCUUGCUCAAUCUUUAAGAUUUUUGUCCUUUUCAGUCAUUUACACUCAAAAACAUGAGAAAACUCAUCUCAGGUUAAAAUUUUCAAGGUUUAUCCGUUGAAAUGUAAAUUGUAAAUGACAAAAGUUCGUUUCUGCACUUAGUUUCUACAGAAGGGCAAUUACAGCUAUGGAAAUUCUUUAUUUGUUCAAACGCGAUCGCCUUUUUAUACAUUUUAAUCAGACCAAGAACAUUUUAGAGAACAGAUUUUUGAUUUUCUGUGUUAAAUUCUUUUAUAUUUUGUAACUUUCCAAGUCAACAGCAAUGAUUUAAAGAGGCUGUGAAAUUAAAAUAUUUCUUUUAAAGUGAAUAAAAUGCCAUCGUACAGUCUUUAAAAUCAUUUCACAUAUCUGAAGAAAAGCAUCGUGCCGUUCACAGCUUUAUUGAACACUUUACAUACUGUAGGUGCAGAUGAGAAACCAAGUCCUGUUUUUAACGACUUGUCAUAAUUGCACAGAACACUGAACGUACUUGUGAUCGCUGGAGAAUGAACAGAUGUAUUUAUUGUGUGUGAUGAGCUGAUGAGCACUUAGUGCCUCUGGAGGGGCAAACUAAUUAUAUCUUCUGAAUUAUAUUUGUUUCCUUCAAUUUUGAGACUUUUAAUUAGUUUGCCAUAUUUUUUAAGUUUUAGAAUUUGCAUGACUUUGACAAUAAAGCGGAACAAAACCAUU
Limanda limanda (common dab) is the source of this 3074-nucleotide messenger RNA. It is a transcript of the gene dbr1, whose product is annotated as debranching RNA lariats 1. Bases 143 to 1831 code for a protein of 562 amino acids. The transcript has 9 exons. Gene Ontology annotation, cellular component: nucleus. The record is from RefSeq and is a predicted model, not a curated record. Lineage: Eukaryota; Metazoa; Chordata; Actinopteri; Pleuronectiformes; Pleuronectidae. Gene Ontology annotation, biological process: mRNA splicing, via spliceosome. Gene Ontology annotation, molecular function: RNA lariat debranching enzyme activity.